This is a messenger RNA of Alosa sapidissima (American shad), 2505 nucleotides long. Its product is annotated as IKBKB interacting protein. Lineage: Eukaryota; Metazoa; Chordata; Actinopteri; Clupeiformes; Clupeidae. The record is from RefSeq and is a predicted model, not a curated record. The transcript is spliced from 3 exons. The coding region runs from base 575 to 2062 and encodes 495 amino acids.
GUCCAAAGUCUGGUUUAGGGUUAGCAGAAUGUUUCGCACUCAUUCCGCUAGAGGCCCGAAUAACUCAUCGAAGCCAUGUAACUACAGCUACCGGAGGGUGGCAUUGUCGUCAAAUUCUUCAAGAGCCGUCGAGGUAGGCUACCGGUAUGUUUCUUGGAGUUUCCCGUUUUUAGUUAAAAUAAACUAGCUUACUUUACUUUUUUAAUUGUUUUGCCAUAUUCCAAUUGCAUCCUGUCUUUUUACAGUGAUUUGGACUUUUGAAUCUUCAGAGCAUCAACAGAGUAAAAAAAAAAUAAUAAUCGUGAAGGUUUUCUGUCUGCUACGUGGCUGGCACGUAAGUGCUUCCCAAGAUCCCUUGAUUAGGGAGGGGGUUAUGUAUGAAGACAGACCGCUAGGAGUUUUGGCUGUAACUAAUCUGCAAUAAUGUUUUCAUCGUAGUUUUUAGGCUAAACUAAAUGUGGGCCUACUCCUAGAAAGUUUCGAUCUAGUCAAGUCUAUUUGUGAAGUUGGACAUAAACUCAUUUGAGUCUUGUAGGAAAGCUCAGGCAUUGUAAAAGCGUGGAGCGGUCCGAAAAUGCCAAGUAAUGAGUUGAAGCAAAGGAAAAAGAACACUUCCCAGAAACAAAAUGCCGACUCGAGCGAUGGAGCGAAACAGAAUGGCGAAGCUGAGGCAAAGAAAAGCGAAGCAACCGAGCAGAAAUGUUUGGUACAGAAGAAAAGCUAUCUCUGUUUGCCUGAGUCGAGGACGCUUCUCUGUCUUCUAUCUGUCUCCGUCUGUGUUGCGCUGACGUGUGUGGUCCUGCAACAGAAUGAACGGUUUGCCGAGGUUGAGGAGAAGUACAAUCUUCUUUACGGGAGAACAGCAAGUUAUGCAGACCUUGAACAGAGAGUGGAGAGAGUAUCUGAAAAGCUCGACGUCUCCAAGAAUCGCCUGGAGGGGGCGCUCUCCUCCAUGUCCACAGCAACCAGGCUGGCGAGGGACGUCGCCUCUCUCCGCUCUGCUGUCGCGGCGAUGCAAGCAUCGGAUGAGGACGACAUCACCACUUCCUCCUCCUCAGGUGGCAUCCAGGAAAUCAAUGCCCGCUUCCUGAAUGUGACGGAGACAUGGCAGUCUGGCAUAGCCACCGUGACGACCGACUUGUCAACGCUGAGGGAGGAGUCACGCGCAUCGCACGUCCGCGCCACCGAGAGCGUCAACGACGCGGAGCAGCGCCUGCGCGCCCUGGCCGAGCGUCUGGAGGAGUUCGAGACCAGCACGCGGCGGAACGCGCGCGUCUUCGAGCGCACAGAGGCAGACGACGCGCGGCAGGUCCAGGGCCAGCUCGACUGGAACACGGCGCGUAUCGCCGAGCUGGACGAGAAGCUGGCCCGCCUGGCACGCGCCGACCGCGAGCAUGCCGAGCGUCUGGACGAGCAUGUGCCGCGGGCGCAGCAGUGCCAGGAGUACCUUCCGGCCGUGGAGGAGGCCGUGCGGACCAUCCUGCGGCUGGCCAAGGGCUUCACCGUCGUGGAGCGGCGCGUGGAGGAGCUGGGCCUGCAGGUGCUGGGGCUUGAGGACAGCAUGCUGAGAGGGCUCACCCAGACGCUGCACAUCCGGCAGGCAGUGGACGCGCUGAGGAGCGGCGGGGGCCAGGGGGGGCUGGAGGAGGAGCAGCACCUGGGCUCAUCGGCCGGGAGCGAGAUCGACGCCAUGCUGGAGACUCUCAGGGAGAUGGAGAUGGAGAUGGACAGCAAGAGCAUGGGAGCAAUAUUUGAGGUGGUGGAGAUGGUGAACAAGGGGGUGGGAGAGGAGGUGGUGAACAAGGCAGUUGGAGAGAAGGUGGAGGAGGAGGAGGUGGUGAACAAGGCAGCGGGAGAGGAGGUGGUGGAGGAGAGGAAAAAGGAGGAUGAAGGUGCUGUGACUGAAACAAUACCCCCAGAAGAACCUGAACCCAAACAGGAGCACAAUCAGGAAGAAGAAUGGCCAGUGCCUGCGGAGGAGAUGGUUGAGACUGUGGAGACACACAUCCAGGACACAGAGAAAGACAUUCCAGAGUCCCUGCCCAGUGAUUUCAAUGUGUGAUGUCAUCAUUGUGUGCCUGCCAAUUGUGUGUAGCUGCCUCAUCUUUAUAAAACUUCUGCUUAUGCUGCCAGUGGAAAAAAGUGUUACAUUUAAUAAGUAUGAAUGGAAUAUUUGCUCUGUUAUCUGUUGUUUUUCUGAACACAGUUUUAAUAUCUACUGUAUGUCUCUCAGUCAGUACUGAACAUUACCCUUACUGUAUCUGAAAAGUAUUCCUUGUAUAAAUGCUGUAAUAACUGCACUGUCUCAUCAUAUAGUCAUGUCUAUUGAAGGGAAAUUUUAUUUUCUAUAUAGAACUCAUCUGUCUUAAUCUCACAUAACAUUUCAGAAAUUAAUGUAUCAGUAUUGUUGUGGAUAUUCAUAAAUAGUCAUUUGUGUGGCUGUAAUUAUACACAAUGUCACAGAUUUCGUUUCUUUUUUAAUAAAAUAAAUGAAAAUGUUUUUUU